Messenger RNA from Colletotrichum chrysophilum, 2104 nucleotides. RefSeq lists its product as uncharacterized. The record is from RefSeq and is a predicted model, not a curated record. The annotation marks the transcript as partial. NCBI's taxonomy places the organism in Eukaryota, Fungi, Ascomycota, Sordariomycetes, Glomerellales, Glomerellaceae. The transcript has a single exon.
AUGUGUUUGGACGCCAUCAUCGCCAUCAUCGAGGACCCGUACAAGCAGAGCCAGAAGGAGAGCGCGAUGAUCGGCGCGUUGGCGGUGUUGGGCAUCCGCGAGGACGGCGGGUGGCACCAGGCGACGGAGUACACGACGAAUUAUUCGGCCGUGAUCAAGGUGGCCAAGAUGUUCGUCGUGUACCAGGCGUGGUUGGAGCGGCAGGACGAGGUGGCGGCGUUGACGGCGACCAAAGGGGCCGAGGCAGCAUACGAAGAGGCCAGCAGCGUGUUCCAUUUGGUGCGCGACAAGGUGCGGCGGUUCAUGACGCGGAUGCCCGGGCGGCCGGACGACGAGCCCAGGGCGAUGAAUUGGAUUUACGACGCGCGCACGUACGGGAUGCACAUCCGGUUCAACACGGUAGCGCCGGGCAUGGUGGAUUGGAGCGGCGACCGGAUAUCGUUCCGACGGGUGCAGGUGCGUGUGUGCGAGUUGGCCGAGAUGUUCCACGGGGUAGCGCAGGAGGCGCGGUCGUUGUUGGCGCAGUUGGCGAUGGUGGAUGGGGAUGGGGAUAGGGAUAAUGAUCCCAAGUGGAACGGGCACGGCGAUGGGUACGGAGGCCGAUCAGCGUUAGCAGCAGCGUUGCCCGCCAUCAGGUGGGACAGCAUGCACGACGACCACAGCCAGGACCGGCCGGGGUAUUCGUUUUUGCACGACGACCGCAACGAGGCGUGGGUGGGCAAGGGGAAGGGGUGGAUCGCACGGCGCAUCGCAGAGUCGGAGGCACGGCGGCGGGCGUGGUUGGACCCGACGCGAGGGACGGCGGCAGCAGCAGCAGCAGCAGCAGCAACAGCAGGAGAGGCGGAGGAGGCCACAUCCAACCGCAGCAAUAGUCACCACCCAUACCGCGAGAGGACGGUGCAAGCAUACAGACAGGCGUUGGAAUCGUUCCGGGAGCGGUUGUGGAUGUUGAUGCACAUGGUGGCAGGGCAGCCGGCGCGGGCGCCCGAGUUAGCAGGCAUCAGACACAGCAACACGGCCAACGGCGGGGUCAGGAACGUGUUCGCACACGACGGCAUGAUAUGUUUCAUCACGUCGUACCACAAGAAUUACCGCCAGACGGGGACGGCCAAGGUGAUACACCGGUAUUUGCCGCGCGAGGUCGGCGAGUUGUUGGUGUGGUAUUUAUGGUUGGUGUUGCCGUUUUGGCAGCAGGUAGGAGGCAUCAUCCAUCAGACGGACCGGAAGAGCGCAUUUUUAUGGGCGGACGACGUGGUUGUAAGGGGCAGGGCGGCGGGCGAGGCGAGCCGUGAUAACACCAGGGGCGACGAGCGCCGCAAUAACACCAAGGACAACGACGCCCGUGACAACACCAUCACAGACGAGAGCGCCAACGCCACCCCCAGCCGGGCGCCGUGGACGGACGAACAGUUAUGGACGUCAGACAAGGCAAGACGGAUCAUGCAGCAGCACAGCGAGCGGUUGGUCGGUAACAAGAUCAACAUCAGCGGGUGGCGGCACAUAGCCGUCGCCAUCGCCAACCGGUAUUUGAACGAGGCGUUCGGGCGGGCAGACGACAAAAACAACGACAAUAACGACAACGACGACGACGACGUGGGGGUCGAGGACAGCGCAUUGGAUUUGCAGGCAGGGCACGGCACGCACGUGGCGGGGAUGAUAUACGGGCGGUUGUACCAGGAGGCACCGUUCGGCACGGCGGCGUUGCGGGACAGGUUCCGGGCCGUCAGCCGGCAGUGGCACCGGUUGUUGGGGUUCGGGGCGGAGGACCGGGGCGGCGGGGCACCGACCAAGCGGCGGCGGACGGCGACGACGGCGGCGGAGGAGGAGUUCGAGGGGCAGCGGCGGCGGCGGUUCACGCGGUUGCAGUUGGCCAACGCCGGCGGGCAGUUGCGGCAGAUGAUGGGGGACCCGCAGGCGGCGUUCCGCGGCCAGCAGGAGCGGGUCAUGCGGUCGAUCAUGCGCGGGGACGACCCGAUCGUGCAGGUGACGGGCACGGGCGGCGGCAAGAGUUUGUCGUUCAUGUUGCCGGCGUAUUGCGCGCCGGACGGGGUGACGAUCGUCGUGACGCCGUUGGUGGCGUUGCGUACCGACAUGGACGCGCGGU